AUCUAGUCUCGCUUCACCAUCUGGUAUUCGUAAACCAAAAUAUAAUAACAUUGUUGUCGAAAUUAACGAAUAUUCUCAGCAGUUAAAAAAACGUGGCUGACGCGAAUGUCGCGGUCAAAAACUCAUUGCGUGUAAAAUUUCAACUUAACGAAUAUUAAAAUACCGUCAGAAAUGAAGUUAACUACUAUGGAACGUUCGUCGAAAAUGAUUGUAAAAGAUGAAAACGGUUUUAAUUACGCGAUACAAAUAACUCGCAUCAUUCUGCGAAUGCUCGGUCUAUGGCCGAUUUCAAGUUUAGCGUCGAACGCAGAAAGAAUCGCGAUCCGCUUGCAGAACAUUGUUUGCUACAUUUUACUAGCGUUUUUCCUCGUGCCGGUCCUUUUAUUAAUAUUCUUAAAGGAAAACGACUUCAAACGAAAGGUCAAAUUAUUAGGACCACUUUUCAACACCAGUAUGGCUGUCAUGAAGUACAGUCUAUUGAUUUAUUACGCGCAAGAAAUCGAAUCAUGCUUGGAACAGGCACGGCAGGACUGGCAGAGCACGAUCAAUUGGAAUAAUCGAAAAAUAAUGCUGUCUAAGGCUAAAACGGGCCGAGAGUUUGCGUUUUUUGCCGCCGCCUUCAUUUACGUCGGCGGGCUGUCUUAUCGUGUCAUUGUACCACUCUCGAAAGGGCGAAUAUUAACGCCAAUGAAUACUACGAUAAGAGCUCUCGCGGUUCCUUGCUACUUUGUCAAAUUCGACGAGCAGGAAUCGCCGGCAUAUGAGAUCGUUUUUUUUCUGCAAUUCCUCGCCGGAUUUGUCACCUAUUCGUUGGUGUGUGGUCCGGCCGGGUUAGCGGCAUUCUUCAUCAUGCACGUUUGCGGUCAGCUGAAUAUUUUGAUUGACAAACUACAGGGCCUCAAUGACCUCACGAAGCCUAAAGAUCGAGUUGUCGCGACUUUGCUAGCUGACAUUGUGGAACAUCAUAUAAGAGUGAGAAUAUUCUUGGAACAAGUGGAGAAAGCUAUGCGAUUCAUAUGGUUAGUGGAAUUAGUAGGCUCUACUGUACUCUUAUGUUUCGCAGGAUAUUAUAUUAUUAUGGAGUGGGAAAGUAGCGAUACUACAGGCAUCCUAACUUCUUUUAUGAUGCUCACAUCUUUCAUUAUUUCCAUUUUUAUUAAUUGUUAUGUUGGUCAACUUUUGACAGAUCAGAGCAACAAAGUUGGAUUGACAACAUCUACAAUGAAUUGGUAUCUUCUUCCGCAUAAAAAGGCCCGUAGUUUAAUCCUAAUAAUGUCAGUUUCCAAUAUUCCAGCAAAAAUCUCCGCAGGCAGUAUGAUAGAAAUGUCGCUACCUACAUUCAGUAACAUUAUCAAAACAUCACUGGCGUACUUUAAUCUUCUCCGAAAAUUUAUCACAUAGUUUCACAUCUUCAAGAAACCUCCUAUAACUUAGAUAUCAUAAUGAUAUAUAAUACUUAAAUAUUUUAUCUGUAGUUGUUAUCUUUGACACAAAUGAACAAGGUUUGCACCAACUAACAUAUUUCUUUUUCUUCUAAUUCUAU
Molecule: messenger RNA, 1543 nt
Organism: Nylanderia fulva
Lineage: Eukaryota; Metazoa; Arthropoda; Insecta; Hymenoptera; Formicidae
Product: odorant receptor 82a-like
Biological process (GO): detection of chemical stimulus involved in sensory perception of smell; sensory perception of smell
Cellular component (GO): plasma membrane
Molecular function (GO): odorant binding; olfactory receptor activity
Source: RefSeq, a predicted model, not a curated record